This is a messenger RNA of Aspergillus homomorphus CBS 101889, 2687 nucleotides long. RefSeq names its product rRNA methyltransferase spb1 (gene spb1). The record is from RefSeq and is a predicted model, not a curated record. Gene Ontology annotation, cellular component: nucleus; nucleolus; preribosome, large subunit precursor. Bases 165 to 2612 code for a protein of 815 amino acids. Gene Ontology annotation, molecular function: rRNA (uridine-2'-O-ribose)-methyltransferase activity; rRNA (guanine) methyltransferase activity. The transcript is spliced from 4 exons. Lineage: Eukaryota; Fungi; Ascomycota; Eurotiomycetes; Eurotiales; Aspergillaceae. Gene Ontology annotation, biological process: maturation of LSU-rRNA from tricistronic rRNA transcript (SSU-rRNA, 5.8S rRNA, LSU-rRNA); rRNA methylation; maturation of 5.8S rRNA from tricistronic rRNA transcript (SSU-rRNA, 5.8S rRNA, LSU-rRNA).
CUCCAAGUCCCGUCCGAUAACUUUUUUUUCCCGUGCAUAGAACAAAUCCGCCCGCCGGUUCCUCCAACCAACCAACCCUCUCUUUGUCUCUUACCUCCUCUUUCUUUUAAUUUCGCCAGUUCGGGUCUUGACGUCGAGUUUAUCUCGACUGCCCGCUUGUCAAGAUGGCGAUUCAAAAGAAGCACGGUAAAGGUCGUUUGGAUAAGUGGUAUCGCCUUGCGAAAGAAAAGGGAUACCGAGCUAGAUCGGCGUUCAAGCUGGUCCAGCUCAACAAGAAGUAUGGUUUCCUGCAGAAGAGCAAAGUCCUCAUCGAUCUUUGCGCGGCCCCCGGUGGUUGGUGUCAAGUUGCUGCAGAAUGCAUGCCCGCCCAGAGUAUCAUCGUCGGUGUCGAUCUUGCGCCCAUCAAGCCUAUCCCCCGUGUGAUCUCGUUCCAAGCCGAUAUUACAACCGACAAGUGUCGCGCCACUCUCAGACAACACCUGAAGCACUGGAAGGCGGACACAGUUCUUCACGAUGGUGCUCCCAACGUCGGUACAGCCUGGACUCAAGAUGCCUUCUCCCAGUCCGAGUUGGUGCUGCAGUCGAUGAAGCUGGCCACCGAGUUCUUGGCCGAGGGCGGUACAUUCGUGACCAAGGUCUUCCGAUCGAAGGACUACAAUCCGCUGCUGUGGGUGUUCAAGCAGCUCUUCACCUCCGUCGAAGCCACGAAACCCCCCUCUUCCCGAAACGUGUCGGCCGAAAUUUUCGUCGUCUGCCGCGGCUACAAGGCCCCCAAGCACCUGGAUCCCAAGUUCCUCGACCCCAAGCACGUCUUCGCCGAACUCGCGGACCCCACCCCCAAUAACGAGGCCAAGGUCUUCAACCCCGAGAAGAAGAAGAGAAAGAGAGAAGGUUACGAAGAGGGUGACUACACACAGUUCAAGGAAUGUUCGGUCUCGGAAUUCAUCAACACCACCGACCCGAUCGCUAUCCUCGGUUCAUACAACAAGCUUAGCUUCGCGCAACAACCGGGCGGAGAUCUCGCGCUGGCCACCCUGGACCGACUCGAGGAGACGACCGACGAGAUCCGCACUUGCUGCGAUGAUUUGAAGAUCCUGGGUAAGAAGGAAUUCCGGAAUCUGCUCAAAUGGCGUCUCAAGGUCCGUGAGAAGUUUGGUCUCGUCACGAAGAAGGGGCAGCAGCAGAAGAACGAGGAAUCCGAGGAAGUCGCGGAGGUCGCCCCGAUGGACGAGGAACUGGCCAUUCAGGAAGAAUUGCUCCGGCUGCGUGAGAAGGAGACCUCGAAGAUGAAGAAGGAAAGACGCAAAGAGAACGAGAAGAAGCGCAAGGAAAUCGUCCGCAUGCAGAUGCACAUGACGACGCCCAUGGAUAUCGGUAUGGAACAGCUGGGUCCUGGCGGAGACGAUGCCACCUUUUCCAUCAAGCCCGUCGACCGAAACAAUGCUCGCGAUGUCAUUGCAGCGGGCAAAGAGGCUACAAUCGAAAGUGACAGCGAAGACAGUGCCGACGAUUCCGGCAGCGAGAGCGACGAGGAGGGUGAUCGUCUUGAGCGAGAACUCGACAAUUUGUAUGAGCAGUAUCAGGAACGCAAAGAGGACAAGGAUACGAAGUUGCGGGCGAAGAAGGCCAGAAAGGGAUACGAAGCCGACGAAUGGGACGGCUUUUCCGACGAAAACAAAGGAGACAGCGACGAUGAGGAAGAGGAGGACGCUACUGAGGUAGCCGGUGUGCAAGCACCAAAGUCCGGAUCGCUUUCUAAUCACGCGGCGCUCUUCUUCGACCAGGAUAUGUUUGAAGGUCUCGAGGAUAUCGAUGAUGUGGAAGACGAGGAGGAGGAUGAGGAGGAUGAGGAAGACGAUGGUGACGAAGAAGAAGAUGAAGACAGCGAGGAAGAGGAGGACUCCGAGGCCGAGGAAGAGGAAGAGGACAGUGCUGUUGAGGUCGACAACCGUCGUAAGAACAAGAAGACCAAGGACUCGAAGAAGAAGGCCAUGGACUCCGAUGAUGAGGAGCCCGUUCAGCUUGAGGACCCGCGCAAGGCGAAUGGACAGCUUGAUAUCGACAUCAUUACCGCAGAGGCUAUGGCUUUGGCGCAACUGAUGGCUACGGGUGAGAAGAAACACACCGACGUGGUCGACGAUGGUUUCAACCGCUACGCGUUCCGGGAUGUUGACGGUCUGCCGGAAUGGUUCCUUGAUGACGAGGGCAAGCACAGUGCCCCGAACCGGCCCAUCACCAAGGCGGCUGCUGCCGCCAUCAAGGAAAAGUGGCGUGCUAUCAACGCUCGCCCCAUCAAGAAGGUGAUGGAGGCCAAGGGUCGUAAGAAGUUCAAGGCUGCCCAGCGAUUGGAGAAGCUGCGCAAGAAGUCGGCCUUGUUGGCGGAUGAUGAGGCCCUCAGUGAGAGAGACAAGGCGCAGUCGAUCGCGAAGUUGAUGGCCCGUGCAGCGAAGAAGAAGCCCAAGCAGCAGGCGAAGCUGGUGGUGGCCAAGGGCGCCAACCGGGGUAUCUCGGGUCGUCCCAAGGGUGUCAAGGGUCGGUAUAAGAUCGUGGAUUCCCGCAUGAAGAAGGAUAUUCGGGCGCAAAAGCGGGUUGCGAAGAAGAAGCAGAAAUAGAGGCGCCGAGAGGUUGUGGUUGUGUAAUGGUGCACAAGAUGUUGGUAGUUCACAGUCUGGAUUCUUGUAAAUACC